Molecule: messenger RNA, 655 nt
Organism: Drosophila suzukii
Lineage: Eukaryota; Metazoa; Arthropoda; Insecta; Diptera; Drosophilidae
Source: RefSeq, a predicted model, not a curated record
UGCACUCAUAACAUAAGUGUCCGUGACAAUGGGGGUGGAUUGUCCUUGUUGGCAGACAAAGGGACCCGAUGAUGAUGGCGUUUUGUUACUUUGUUACCUUCUUUUGUCGCAAGGCAGCUUUUUUAGUAUGAAAUGAGGCGAACAGAAAAACACGUCGCCAUUGAAGAUCACCCAAAACGCGUACGGACCAGGAAGCAUGAACAGCGAUAAUCUGCAGCAGUGGUGGGAAAACCCGAUCCGGUGCCAUCACCCGGAGCUCAGUUUUAGUAAAAGUUAUAGCCUAGACUCCACAGAGCUUCAGUUCACCCUUCAGGAGCCCAAUAAACUUCCCAAGGACUACGACUACGGAAACUUAAGCCUGGACAAUCCGUACGACUUAGACUCGGAAUCCCGCCCCUCCUUGCUGCCACUGCUGCUGAUGGCAGUCAGCUACGGCAUGGUGAUCUUCGGCGGCGUUUUGGGGAACUCUACUCUGGUGCUGACUCUCUGCUCCGCCUGCUCGGUGCGCCAGCGCAACCCCCUUCUACUGGCCGUCUGUAUUGCCGACCUGAUGGUCACUGGCAUAUCCGCCCCGAUCACAUUCAUCAAUCUCGCGAUGAUUCGCCGGACGCGAUCGCUGCCACUUGUUCUGUGCAAGUUCAUACAGUACAUACAG